Messenger RNA from Dromaius novaehollandiae (emu), 2606 nucleotides. RefSeq names its product transmembrane protein 192 (gene TMEM192). The record is from RefSeq and is a predicted model, not a curated record. Gene Ontology annotation, cellular component: late endosome; lysosomal membrane. The transcript is spliced from 6 exons. Bases 118 to 933 code for a protein of 271 amino acids. NCBI's taxonomy places the organism in Eukaryota, Metazoa, Chordata, Aves, Casuariiformes, Dromaiidae.
CCGCGGCGGGGCGGGGAGACGCGGCCUGCGCCUGGCGCGGGCGGCGGCCGCCGCGGGCGGACGGCAGCGGCGGCAGCGAUUAAAUAGAGGCGGGGAGGCGGGAGCCGGGGCGCGGAUAUGGCGCUGACGGGAGCCGGGCGGCAGCGGGACCUGGACAACGGUUCCUUGGAAAUAACACAGAGUUUAGAAGAUGAUCCUCUACUUGAUGCACCACUUAUUUCAUCUCAUGCAUUGCAUUCCCAACUGAGGCCAAGAUUUCGUGCUAUCCCAGCAGUCCUUCUUGCCAACUUUCUGUUGUUCAUACAUGUUGCUUUUGUUGUCCUAGCGUUUUUAGCAGCUAUGUUUUGUUCUUAUCCCAAUCCAAAUCAGGACAAGUGCCCUGGAAAUUAUACUCAUCCACUUAAAGUGCAGACUGUCAUAAUCAUUGCAAAAGUAAUUCUAUGGAUUCUGCACGUUUUUUUUGAGCAAUACACCCAGCACCACCACAGUAAAGUCAGAAGCAGAGGUUACUUCUCAAUCUAUCGAUCAACAAGACAUCUAAAAAGGCUUCCACUGGUGAUACACUCUACAGGAAAUGCAGCUGUGCUUUUGAUUCUGUCAGCCCAGCAUUCCUUUCCUGAUCACAGUAAAGUGUACCUGUACCUUAUCCUGGGAGUCCUGGGCCUGGAGCUGAUGAGUUCACUGACAUGCUUAGUGAUUUACACAGUGAAAAUAAGCAACUUCAAUCGUGCAAAGCCAAGACCUGAUAUAAUCGAAGAAGAAAAGAUGUAUGCCUACCCCAGUCACAUUACCUCAGAAACAGGAUUCAGGGAAAAUUCAAGUUUAGAAGAGAUAGUUGAGAAGCAAGGAGAUGUGAUUGAAUAUCUUCAGCGACACAAUGCACUGCUUAGUAAGAGACUAUUGGCACUAACGUCACAGCAAAUCAGAACUUAAAAGCAUUUGGAAAACUGCUGCUGCAGCUCAAGAGGAAAUAUGAAGCAACCCAAGUUGUACAGAUGACUCUACUUCAUGAGGUGACUCAUCUUUCACAUUUUGAAAUAGAAGUCUGUUAAGCUGGAAGAAUGAGUUCUACAUACACUGUAAACCUGUUACAACUGGACGUAUUCUGGCACUACUGCAUCCCCACCCCCCAGUCAUCAGUUCUGAAAAGAUAUUCUGGAGGUCUGAGGAUUUUUAAUUCCUGAUAGGUUAAAGUUGGGCCUGAGGUAAUGGUUUAACUUUCUUCAGUUGUUACUAUUACUUAGCACUGUUGUAACCUUUAAGCUUAAAACUACCAAAGUGUUUUGUAUUUCUAGAAUGCAAACUGUUUUCUGGAAAAUCAAAUUUUGCAGAGGGUGUCUUCUCAGUUGAAGUUUCCAGUGGCUGAAGCUGAGACUAGGUAUGUUCUGUCACUGACUCCUGUUGCUUCCAGUUGUUAGAAGUGGUGUACCUCAGUAAUCCUAUACAAAGUAGAUACUUGGUUUCUAGAUCUGUCUUGUUCUCUCCUUUGUCAAGAAAAUAAGUGACACUGUAGCCUAUGCCAACAGGGAAAUUUGGCACUGAAUUUAUGACUUUUAAAGCACUGGGUGCCCUAGAAUGCCAAAUCUCACAUCUGAAUGUGUGGUAGGUAAGUGUCAUGAUAAGCAAUUUGAACAGCUGUUCAGAAUUCUGGCUUUAAAACUCCUAAAAGGGAUCUCCAAGGCUGAUGUUCCUGUUGCUAGAAUUUUGUGUUAGUUAAUACUAAACAGGAUUCCUACUUUGCAUGUUGAACUAACUUGAGGCAAAAAGGUUAAGAAAAAUUCUUUAAUUUAUUAAACUAGUAACCAACUCAUGUUGAACAGGUUUAAACUGUUAGGACUGUGCAGUAUGAAGUUAGAUCCUCUUAAAGAUGCUAUCACAAUUAUGCACAUGUUGGCUCUUUACUUCAUGACUCUUCAAAUGUCAGCAUCCUGAUUCAAAAGCUAAAGUAUGUACAUGAGUGGCAAAAACUAGAGUAGGAGACAGAAUUGAAAAUUUGUUUCUCAAACUACUAUAACACCUUUCCAUUUCAUGGAUUUAUUAGGAAGGCUAGUCUUCUGGCUUGAACCUUGCUGUCUUGGAUAGCAAUAGCAUGUGUCUGUCCACCCGUUCUUCUCUUUCACUGGCAAAAGAACCAUUCUGUUCUUGUACUAUUUGUCUACCAGUGUAGACCAAGCCAAUAUUUCUGUAGGGAGACUGGAUGAUCACUGGUCAAAACAGGAAGAGGGCUCAAAUGAGGGGUAGUCUUGUAGGAAUAUAGAAAAAUCAAAAGAAAUGAAUCCAUUCUAUUUUGAUCCUGGGACAUAUUUCUAGAAAUCAGUUGUAUACCUGUUUAGUAUGUAACAAACACUGGAGUUGUCUGGUUUGAAGGAAAACAAUAAAUUUUGGAGACUUUGCUGCUAUUCAACAUUGAACUCUGUUCCCCUUUAACUGUUGUUUCUUGAAAAUGCAGCCAGGAUUUUAUUAUAAACUUGUGAGGGAUACAAAUAUUUUUGGUUUUAGAACUCAGGUUUUGAUGUGAUUGUGAAUAUAAAUUUGUAUGAUUUCUAUGAAAAGCAGUAAAUGUGACUGAAGUUUAUGUACAAUAAAUGCAACUAAGGAAGAGUGAA